AUGGCUUCUUCUACAGGUGGAGUCAUAUCAGGACAUAACCCAUUUGUAUAUAACUCAGGAUCUCCAAUCACUCUAUUCCUGUUUCAAGCAUGCUUGAUCCUGGCGACCUGCAAUCUAAUUCAUAUUCCAUUUUCCAAACUUCGACAGCCAAAGGUUAUAUCAGAGGUUAUUGCGGGUGUGGUACUGGGACCAACGGUGUUGGGCCAGAUCCCGAAUUUUACAGAUACCGUUUUCCCAAGCUCAUCAAUACCAGGGUUAAAUUUAACGGCAAAUUUGGGCAUAAUUCUUUUCAUGUUCUUUUUGGGUUUAGAGGUGGAUACGGGGUUCAUAAAGAGGCAUUUGAAGAAGGCACUGGCGAUCGGUUUGGUAACAUUAGCAAUACCAUUCGGCUGCGGCUGUUUACUAGCUAUACCUUUAUUUCAUGAAUACUCUAACAAAGAUCCUAAUGCUAGGCAAAUCAAAUUCACAGUUUUCAUGGUUUUCAUUGCAGUUUCCUUGGCUGUAACAGCUUUUCCUGUCUUGUGCCGUAUUCUGAACGAAUUGCGUUUGAUAAAAGACCGUGCUGGUAUCAUCGUUUUGGCUGCAGGUAUUGUGAAUGAUAUAGUAGGAUGGAUUCUUUUGGCCUUGAGCGUUAUACUGUCUAGUGCGUCAUCGAAUCCAAUAAACACUGUCUAUAUUCUACUGUGUACGAUGGGCUGGUUCCUAUUGUAUUCGUAUCCGCUGAAAUAUGUACUAAGAUGGAUCUUAAUACGCACACAUGAGCUGGAUAGAACACAACCGUCACCUAUGGCUACAAUGUUUAUACUUUUCAUCAUGUUCAUUUCUGCAUAUUUCACUGAUAUAAUUGGGGUUCAUCCAAUUUUUGGAGCCUUUAUAGCUGGCCUGAUAGUCCCGAGAGAGAAUAACUAUGUCAUCAAAUUAGCAGAACGGAUGGAAGACAUCCCGAACAUCGUUUUGAUCCCCCUUUAUUUCGCAGUAGCUGGUCUUAAUGUGGAUCUGACACUUCUGAAUGAAGGAAGAGACUGGGGUUAUGUGUUUGCUAGUAUUGGAAUAGCUAUAUCUAGUAAGAUCCUAUCAGGAUCAGUUGCCGCUCAUUUGACAGGAUUAUUUUGGAGAGAGUCCGCUGCUGUAGGUGUGCUCAUGUCCUGCAAAGGAAUUGUUGAAAUCGUCGUCUUGACUGUUGGUUUGAAUGCAGAAAUUAUUGAUCAAAAAAUUUUUGGUAUGUUCAUUUUAAUGGCUCUAGUCUCCACGUUCGUUACUACACCUUUGACAUUGAUAAUUUAUCCCGAGUCCUACAGAAUGGAUCUGCAAACUUAUUUGAAUAAAGAAGAGCAAGGCGUAGAGCAAAGUGCGCCUGAAAAUAUCCUUAAAGAUAAUGAGUCCCAAAGCUAUCCCAAAAAUAACAUGAGCUCUUUUCAAGACGUUAAAAACUUUCAUAUUACGCAGGUGAUCAAUAUAACAAACACAGUUGAAACUGUUUCGUCUUCUUUGGAAUUCUUGAAUCAUAUGACUUACGGCAAAUGGAAAGUGCAUAGCGAACCUAUCACUCUACCAGCGAAGGUAGCAAGUAGAUCUUCAAGUCUUUCAGCCUCUACAGUCAAACCGAAUCAUAACAAGAUAAAGAAAUUGGCUCGUAUUUGGUCGCGCAAGGAUGAAGAUGAAACAGUUUUGUCUGUUAUUGAAGAAUCGCCAUAUGGGUUUGAACUUGAGAUUCCUUUGAAAGCGAUUCAUUUGAGACUACUUACCGAAAGGACUGCUGAUCUUUUGCAAUCUUCCUCUAUUUCUAAUGACGAUCCCCAUUAUACUGCUAAUAGCGAUUCUUUACUGCAAAUAUUUAACAUCUUUUCGCGUUUGAGUCAAACAGAAUUCUCUAGCGAAGUAGUCUUCUCUACAAUGAGAGAAAAAGCCACAAAUAUUGUGUCUCUGGAUAUGAAGGCAUCAGAUUUGGUAUUGCUUCCGCUGAAAGGUGCUUCUUUCGAGUUCAAUGGUAGUCCGAUUGCAACACAUGAGCCGUAUUCCAACUUUGAACAUAUACACUCUCAUAUUUUGGGUUUAAAUGAAUUGUCGUCUAAUUUUUUUGCUGUCAUAUCUUCUUCUUUGAAAUCAAGCUUUGCAAUGCUUAUUUCGAACACAGGAGAUAGACUUAAUGUCGACAGAUUCAAAAAGAAGAAGUUUCAUCUUUUACUGCCCUAUUCAAACUUGAGCUCUUCGGAUUUUUUGGCACUGCACAUAUAUCUUCUUAUCUGUUAUCGUGACGUCAAGGAUUGUGGUUCUGCCCAGGGAAUGAUUUUUAUCAAUAAAAACAAUUUAACAUUUGUUGAUAAAUUUUAUGAACUUCUUUCAGAUCAAGAUUGGUUCGACGAAUCCGUUGUAAAUGUUGUACCUAUUGAAAAUCCAAACAAAGUUCAAAGUGAAUAUUACACAAAAGCUUUUAUUGAUGUAGUUCUAGAGUUCGGUCUCAAUCGUAAGGAUUUGAUGGACCUCGAAGAAAGCACAUUUAUUAUCGCUGAGAGAUACUUCUCUGGUGACGUCCCAUUUGAGAACGAAACAAAGGAACUCAUUUUACAGGGUGCGAACCGGAAAUUUGAUGUCUUAGUUUCCCAUUAUUUCAGACAGUGUUAG
Molecule: messenger RNA, 2622 nt
Organism: Zygotorulaspora mrakii
Lineage: Eukaryota; Fungi; Ascomycota; Saccharomycetes; Saccharomycetales; Saccharomycetaceae
Gene: KHA1
Product: Kha1p
Exons: 1
Coding region: 1-2622 (873 amino acids)
Biological process (GO): proton transmembrane transport
Cellular component (GO): membrane
Molecular function (GO): antiporter activity; monoatomic cation transmembrane transporter activity
Source: RefSeq, a predicted model, not a curated record